AUGUCUCGUCCACAAGUUACCGUUCAAUCUUUGACUGGUGAAGCUACCUCUUCAUCUGUCCCAUUGCCAGCUGUCUUUGCUGCUCCAAUCCGUCCAGACUUGGUCCACAGUGUCUUUGUCUCUGUUAACAAGAACAAGAGACAAGCUUACGCUGUUUCCGAGAAGGCUGGUCACCAAACUUCUGCCGAAUCCUGGGGUACUGGUCGUGCUGUUGCCCGUAUUCCAAGAGUUGGUGGUGGUGGUACCCACAGAUCUGGUCAAGCUGCUUUCGGUAACAUGUGUCGUGGUGGUCGUAUGUUCGCUCCAACUAAGACCUGGAGAAAGUGGAACGUCAAGGUUAACCAAAACGAGAAGCGUUACGCUACCGCUUCUGCCAUUGCUGCUUCCGCUGUCGCUUCUUUGGUCUUGGCUAGAGGUCACAGAGUUGAAAAGAUUCCAGAAAUUCCAUUGGUUGUUUCCAAGGACUUGGAAUCCAUCAAGAAGACCAAGGAGGCUGUUGCUGCUUUGAAGGCCGUCGGUGCUGGUGCUGACUUGUUGAAGGUCAUCAAGUCCAAGAAGAUGAGAGCCGGUAAGGGUAAGUACAGAAACAGAAGAUGGACUCAAAGAAGAGGUCCAUUGGUUGUCUACGCUGAAGACAACGGUAUCGUCAAGGCCUUGAGAAACGUUCCAGGUGUCGAAACUGUUCCAGUUACCGCUUUGAACUUGUUGCAAUUGGCUCCAGGUGCUCACUUGGGUAGAUUCGUUAUCUGGACUGAAGCUGCUUUCGCUAAGUUGGACCAAGUCUGGGGUUCCGAAACCGUUGCCUCCUCCAAGACUGGUUACUCUUUGCCAUCCAACAUUGUUGCCACCACUGACAUCACCAGAAUCAUCAACUCCUCUGAAAUUCAAGCUGCUGUCAGACCAGCUGGUCAACCAUCUCAAAAGCGUACUCACGUUUUGAAGAAGAACCCAUUGAAGAACAAGCAAGUCUUGUUGAGAUUGAACCCAUACGCUAAGGUCUUCGCUGCCGAAAAGUUGGGCUCCAAGAAGGCUGCUAAGUCUUCCACCAAGCCAUCCGCUGUCUUCACUGAAACUUUGAAGCACGAUUAA
This is a messenger RNA of Nakaseomyces glabratus, 1089 nucleotides long. It is a transcript of the gene RPL4A, whose product is annotated as 60S ribosomal protein uL4. Gene Ontology annotation, biological process: translation. Gene Ontology annotation, cellular component: ribosome; cytosolic large ribosomal subunit. NCBI's taxonomy places the organism in Eukaryota, Fungi, Ascomycota, Saccharomycetes, Saccharomycetales, Saccharomycetaceae. Gene Ontology annotation, molecular function: structural constituent of ribosome; RNA binding. The record is from RefSeq and is a predicted model, not a curated record.